AUUCUAGUCAGUCUAUCCAUACAAUAAAUACUAAGGCCUUUCAUUUUUUGUUAAGACUGCCAUACUGUUUUCAUGUUAACUUUAUUUUGUGGUGUGGUUUCGUCUAUCCUCUGUAAUCUCCCUUUAGAGCGAGUUAUAAACUGGAGGGGGUGUGUCUGGGUGGGAACCAACUCCAAAAUAAAAAUCACGUGUUGGCUCCUGUUUUUUUAAAGUGUCGAGAAACACCGCCCUCCCACGGAGCACGGCGGUAUGGCAAAAAUAACAAAACCUUAGGACUAAACCAUUCACUUGACAACGCAGAGAUGCAAUCACAGAUGAUCAAAUAUCCGACCUAAAUGUCACAUAAUCCUUUAUAGAAUUUGAUAAAUAACACCGCGAUUGUACUAAACAAAUAUAUUGACACGCGUUCCCGUCACAGACAUGUUUGUAAAAUUUAUGAGGAUUGUUUUGUUCCCCGUGCAUAGAAAGAAAGUGGUGCGGUCCACUAGUAUUGAAGGCAAAGCUGAAAAACGGUUUGUUUUCACCGAGCGGAAGAAGCGUUGCUGCCGUUAGACGCUGCAGCACCGAUUUUAUAAACGGUUGUAACAUUUCUUUUAUACCUGGUUGGUUUUCUGACAGCGGUUUGCUUAGCUCGCCAUGGCUCUGUGCGGGGGUGUCGGAGCCAUGGCCUUGCCCAGCGAGCUUAUCGUCCAUAUAUUCUCCUUUCUGUCCGACCGAGACAAGCUCCGGGCCUCGGCCGUGUGUUCACGAUGGAGGGAGUGUCUCUUCUACCCCGCACUGUGGACCGAGCUCAAACUGCGGAUAGGUGGUGGGUGUAACGGCGGCGGCUCCAGCUCCGAGGAGACCCCAAGGCUGGAGUUCCUCAUGCGGAAGUUCGGUUCUUUCGUGCGGGAGCUGCAGCUGGAGCUCGCACCGGUGGAAGGCUACCUUAGCCCUCUGAACAACGACCCGUCGUCCACCAGGAUGGACCAGCCCCCAGGUGCCGACAGCGACCCGCAGCUCUCCGAGCGAUGGAGAGACGCCAUGGCCACCUACUUGGACCAGGUGUUGUGUGUGUUCACCAGCAUCCGCAACAACAGAAACCUGCAGAAGCUGAGUCUGUACGGAGACACCUGCGUUCUCCAGCAGGAGGGACUUUUAGACAGCUCUAAUCUGCACCAAAUUCACCAGGGGGACAAAAAGAUCAAUGAAAUCCAGCAGUUGUUCAUGGAGUUGCUGUCUAAUAGCAGGCAGCUGAGGUGGUUGUCCUGUAGCUUCAUGCUGGGUCUGGUGACUCCCUGCUCCUUAGCCUGUCUGUCAAAUCCUUCAGCUGAGACCCUGCAGCACCUCAGUUUACUGGACCACCAGCUAGGCCCCCUCAUCUCACCAUCAGAGUUGGAUCGGCUAGCUAAUCUUAAUUCUCUGGCUCUGGAUUUCUCUGACUUGACCUCUGAGCUCUGUGGUCUGCUGGCAUCUCCACGCCGAACUCCAUUGCAUCGCCUCUCCUUGCUGCUCAACGGUGCCGCCCUGGAGUUCAAACCAUUAGAAGGGACAGCUACAGAGGACGAUUGGAAAGCACUGGUUCGUGUGAGUGCCAACCUGCGAGUGUACAUCAUGGCCCUGGAGGUUGACAGCUCAGAACUCCUCAGGGUCCUGAAACCUAGCCUUCCUCUGGAGCGCCUCCACCUCGACAGUUACAGCACACUGGUGACUGAUGCCACAUUGGAGCUCAUCUCUCAGCAGUACAAUAAAACGCUGACUCACUUCCUGCUCCUGAGGGAUGACCCCGAUUUCCCCGACCUCAGUGUCAAUCGCAACGAAGACCCACUAGUCCUGUUAGCAUGGAGAUGCACUCAGCUGGCUGUACUGGUGAUACAUGGUUACACUGUGUGGUCCCACAACUUGGUGGCCAUCUCUCGGCUUCGAGGCUCCAGCCUUCGUGUCCUGACUGUCUCUGAGGAGAGCAUCGACUUUGAUCCAGACCAGUCAGUGUGCAUGGAAGGCGACCCGGUCCAUAACCUGGUGAAAGAGGUCUCGCUGGGCCUUGGCCGUGUCUGGCACCCUUGCCUGGAUUCUAGCCUGGUUUUGUCGGAACCCACCCAGCACUUCCACCGCGAGCUGCACGCCUUUAGCAUGGGCAUGUAGGCAAAGCUGGCAAAUCCAACACAUCACAGCCUAAACUGUGUCAAGACCAGCCCAGACCUCUGAGCCAGGCCAAAAGCAGACCCAAGUGAGAAAUCUGAAUCUUAAAGCAAUCUAUAAAGUAAAUUUAUGUCAAGUGAUAUGAGCUGAUUGUUUUUAUUUUAUUUUUAUUUUUUGUGUUUCUUUCACAGGGGUUUUAGUACACAAUCAAUUCUUACCAUUUUCCAACAGAUUCCCUGUUUUUUUUUUUUUUGCUUUGUCUCUUGAUUUUCUUGUUAGCCACUGACUUGGAAAACAGAUUCAGUCUUUGAUCUUUUAACUAAAUUGUCCAAUUAAGAAUAUCCACUGGGUAUCGUAAUUAAAACUUAAUAUUCAUUCAAAGGAAUACCAAUCUAUAAUCUCUGACCACUGACAAGACUUGAGUUAUGACAAUUUUUAAUUUGUCUGCUAAAAUGGGUCAUGCUGCUGGCUGCUGCAUGGUCCAGUCUGGUCUGGUCUUGCCCACAACAAGUAUUCAGAGCUCGAUGUCUCUCCUUUACCUUCAUAACCUCCAGAGCCUCUGUAUAAUGUAAUUUUGGUUUGUUUUUGUUGUUUGUUUUUCUUUUUCUUUUUUAUUUUUCCAUACCUCCCUGCUCUGUGUAUAAUCUUGUUUUUCCUGUGUGGUGGUUCCCUUGCCUGUAUAGGCUUUGUAUGUAUUUAAAUACAGAUAUAUUAUUAUCCUGCUCACAGCUAGAACAGGACAGGCAGGCGGGUUGAGUGAUGGAGCGGUGGGAUUUGGCAAGGAAUGUGUAUUCAGAAGCUAGCGUUAGUUGUGAAACUAUUUUCUUUCUUUCUUUCUUUCUUUUUUUUGAAACAACCUUUGCUCUGUGUCGGUCUGUCUGUCUGCUCCGCUAUUGCAAAAGUUGGAGUUUGUAAACUAACCGAUCAGUCACUUCCUGGGUAACACAACCCUAGCUGCUUCUUCUGUUGCUCUGAAAGAGCACCGCUGUGCACUUGUCCACUAAUUUGAGAGCCUUGCCAGCAGGGUGGGAAUCUCCACUGUAAAAUGGCUGACUGUGGCUGGUUCUAAUCAGUUUUAAUGCAGUUUUCAGCAACAGCUGGUGCCAUGACUCAGAUCAUCUUUAUGUGAGUGGCAUUUCAAAGCCAAAUGAUUUAUUAAGAGUUUUGAGCACCUUACUGAUGGUGUUAUGGAGUAUAUUGUUACAUGCUUGCCGCCAACACACUUCCCACCCUGCUCACUUGUCAGCUUUUAGGGACACCUCACCAGUUGACUGAAUAGGGAGCUUUGUCUUCCGACUGACUUUCAGAGCCAAACUAUGAAAAUUCAGCCCGUGACAAUACAACACACCUGUAACUGUGUUCUGUUUUGAUCUGUAGUUAGCUGGUAGUGAAUCAUUGCAUCUUUUUCUAUAUUCAGGAUGAAUAUAGCUGCCUUUGCUCUCCUCUGGAGGUCAAAACUUUCCAAUUUUUGUCAGUGGUUCCAGAGCCCCUUUGUAUUGAAAUGUCAAGUCAAGAACAGGAGUGUGCGUCAUAAUAUGAAGGGCUCUGAGACCUAAAAAAAUCUUCAAGUAGUUCUGUAUUAUUCUAAAGAGGAAGUAGAUUUUCACUCCAUAAUGCCAUAUAUAUAUCCGUGUUUUGAGAUAUCUCUGUGAUUACUUCUUCCAAAGGCCAUGCUAAAACACCACCAGUAUUCCAUAGGCACAGCUUCCUGAGGUGGCAAAUACCAAACCCAGGUUUUGCAGUCAUGCCAGCAGUACUGUAGAUAGGAACCAGUUGUUUUGGAGUAAAACAUUUCAUGAUUAAGAACAGGGAAAAGCAAAGGAUGCACUGAAUGUAACUUAACUCUCAUUCUGUUGGCCAGUCAGUCAGGUUUUUUGUUUUUUGUUGAAGGCUUACUGUAUCGUUAUAUUUGCGGCAGAAAUUUGGCAGAUGCAGAUCUUGCCACAGCAGUCAGGGUUGCUGAAUAAAUGAGUUCGGACAUUGUAGGUUCUGCUGACAGCCAAGACUGCUUAUUUUUUGAGAAAUGGCACCUACAGCACAACGUGGUUUUGGGUUGUUUGUGGCGAAAAGUUUUCUGUCAGUCUCAGGUAGGCUUUUACCAUCACUAUGACCACAGCUGUGGUGGUGAUGAUGUUGCGUAGGGUGUGUGAAACAAUCAGUUAAUGUGAGAAAUUGUCUUUUUUUUUUUUUUUUUAACUCCUCUUGAGUCACAGUUGCCUUGGAAACAGCCCCUUGUUUUCUGGAUACAGUUGUCAUUGUUGUUGUUAAUGAUGUUGUUUAUCUUGCCAUCUGAUGAGCCCUCCCUCUGCCUUGGUUGGAGGGUCAGCAAACCUAAUCAUACAUUUGUUUUCAAAGAUUAAGGUUGAUAAAGACUAAAGAAUGGCAAAACCAAUCUGCUCAUUGCACGUUUUAUAUCUCCAGUAGAUAUUGUGGGGGACGGAGAUUGGCCAUGGAGCAGUAGGAAAUCCAUCCUGUCGAUAGAGGACCUGCUGGGCCCAAUUAAUGUCUGAACUGAAUGUAGUCGACCUUCGUGGGUGAAAUGAUUCCUGUCUGGCACAGUGGACCUUGUCUGGCUGUGCAACUGGCUUGUUCCUCAGGCAUUGAUUAACAAGGGUGAAAGCAUGACUUUGAUCCAAUCAUAGUCUCUUUCAUUGUCCAGUUCUAAUGUUUUAAAAUCGCUAAGUGAAUACCUUUGCUCUGAUAAAUGAAAUGAAUGUUAUUCAGACUCUGUGGUAGUGAUAUCACACCAUGUUCAUGGCUCAAGCCAGGCAGUGUUGACAAAAUAUCUUGUGCUACAGACAAAUGUGAUGUUGAGUAUCAUCAGGAGAUAACUGGGCCCAGUAUGGUUCCAUCUGAUGCUCCAGUGUUGUGCCUGCUGAGUGGUUAUGACAGCUGUGGUGCACUGGUGUCUUAUGAAGGCAUUUUCUAUGCUGAGUUGGGAUUUUAACAGGAAACUCAAAGUUAGGGUGGGCUGUAGGGCACCUACCUUCCAUGAGUAAAUGCUGUCAGCUAGCCAUUGUUGGGAAAGUUACCCUCCCCAAUAGCUACAGCUCAGUUCAAUCUGAGGUCGGGGCAGUGGCAUUGCAGACUGUGAAGGUCCAUGUUAUUGUCUAUAAUUUACAAGGUUGAAUUGAUUUUUUUCCAUGGACUGAUAUGGAACCGAGAGUUAAACAGCAUGCCAGCACUUUGCUUGGUUCAGAAUGAAUUGGCCCUAGUGAUGGGCCUGUGGUUACCAAAUGUUUGCUCAUAUGUUAAGGGACCUUGAUGGUUUAGCCAUGAUAAUCUCUCUAGUCCUUGGUCCAUAUCUCAGGAUGAAUGCACUUUGGUACCAAGAGUUUCUUUUAAGGCUGUCCGUGACUGUAUAUAGAACUGUACACUCAUACUCAGAGGGGAUAGCGAUACCAACAUAAUACAGUCAGACCAAAAUAUGUUGGUUUUUAUCUUAUCUUCCUCCUACCCUCCUCUAAGUUGUCCUCUCAUCCCUCAUUUUAGAGCUCAAGUUUGUUUCUUUAAAGGUUUGUGUUGUCUAUAAUCAUUGGCUGAUAAGGAGGGAAAUCACAGCAUUUUAUAGUAGAAUGUAAUGUUGAACUAGAUAGUCAUCUCAGCUAAGCAAGCAGACUUUUGCAAACAACAGAUAUUAACAAACUGAUUUUACAGACUCCACCCCCACCCACUGUGUUUGUUUCCUCCAUUGUUUCCUGUCUUCUCAAGUCUCCACGUUAUUAGCUCCACAAUAGAAGUCCGAUUUCACUGUUUGGGCAGGCCAUGGUGGUAUUUCUGCCCACAAUAAGAGGAGGGGCUGUGGUUUUACUAGACUAUGGUCAGCUAGAGCAGAAUAAAAGUUUCAUUUAACUAGAAUAUUUCAAAGGCCUUAGGAUGAGUUGUUUAUCAAAAGUUGAAGGUUUGACUGUUUGCGAAUUAGAAUUAUUCAAGAACCUUUAGGCCACAAAAGUGCAGACAGAAAAAAGAUGUAGAUAAUACACAUGAGAGCAGAAAGACAUUGCAGAACAAUGUCUUUUUAAAUGUUGUUUUUGUUGUUUUCACCAAAAUACACCAAUAUUUUAGCAAUGAUGGCGUGGAGAGAGAGAAGAGGUGAGACAAAGUUCUGCCAGUAAGGCAGUGCUGAUAGGCUAAUAACUUCACAGUCAGAUUAGCUUUUGACACAUUAGGAGCGUUUUUAAAAAUACUGUCAGUGGAAAAUGACCUGCCCCUGAUCCCUGUGUGUCAUCACCAAUAUCUAAACACAUAGCCAUCUUGUGCCUGAAAGCCUCUGGAGUCUCACUGCUUUUCAACCCUUUGCUCUCCCCAAGUUAUUGGCUUUGUGAUGUAUGUUAGUUGUUUCUGUGAUUGUUAGUUCACUCUUUAGAGAAGCGUUAUGACCUACAGUAGCUAGGGGUUUCAGCACACGUGUUUUAAUUUUUCUUGGAGCGUGCCUGUAUUUUCUGCGCAAGUUUUCAUGUAAAACUUUCAAGUGUAUCCAGUAUGUGUGAAUAAGAUGGCGUGUGUGUGUGUGUGUGAGUGUGUGAGAGAACAGGUUAUCAGCAGUGCAGCCAUCGUAUGUUUUCUGCAUGCGUGUGUAUAUGUGUGUGUAUUUAAAAGGGGGCGACUUGCUCAUGUUCAGCAGUGUAGUCUUAUCACUUCUACUGCAGCAGGAAACAGGAACAGAAAUCGUUCGUUCUCAGGGUACAAUCGGUUUUCAAAAGGAGGAGGAGGAGGACAGAAGGUAACAAUAGCUCAGGCCUCUAGCUCACUCAUAUGAAUAUUAGGAGUCACUGGAUCUGUUCUCCUCCCUUGGUGUGUUUAAAGCUGCCAAAGACCACAGUGGAACAAACUUAACCCAGACACAAGUCUAUCUGAAGUGCCCGCAUACACACACACACACUGGCAGGAGGCUGGUCCAGUAUUCUUUCCUACUCUUCACCUCCUUCUAGUAUUUUCUCUUUUAUCACUUCUUUCUUCUUCCCUAACUCCUUGUGGUUGCAUUCCACUCUUGGAUUCUUCCACUGACUACUACCCCUCUGUUUUUGUGUGUCCAAACUCUGGCCUUGUUAUGCUACAGACCAAACUGUGCUGGACUAGAUGAAAUGUGUCAUUCUGUAGAUGGAGUGAAUACAGACCAAAACAGACCUGCGCACAAUGGUUUGGCUAAUGUUGUGUUAGUGGCUGCACCCUAUGUUAACAAAUUUAGGAUUUCACACUAGCGGUAUAGAAUGUGUGUUAUGGAAGCCACAGUUGGACAUUUAUGUCCAACAUGUGUUACUUAAUUAGGGUGAGCAGCAUUGUUGCACAGCUUGUACAAUGUGGCCAAAUUCCUGUCUGUGAAUGGUACUCUCUAUCUACAGUGCAUAGUGGCAUCAUAGAGCAAAGUAAGGCCUUUCUUGUCCAGUGCAGUACAGUUCUGCAGUAUGACAGAGGCUUGAGCAGAGCAGACUGGAGUUGGACUGUGUCAACACCACCAUAUUCCUCUCUCUUUCUCUUUCAUCCAUCACCUGUUUCACUGUGAGGAGUGAGUGAAUGUAAAACUAAAGGCGAGGAGGACAAGAGUUUGGUUCAAUCUCAGAAAACGUCAGGAACUAAACACUCCCUCAGAUGCUUCCAGAAGCUACUUUCUGAUAGAUUGUAGCUUUCCAACUACGAUAAAGGCCACUGUGCCUGAUGUGAUAUGUUGUAUGGCCAAGGUCAGAUUUGAUGGGAAGUGUUUGGUCCUGGGCUUUCAGAGCUGUAAAGAUUUGCUGCUAGAGACCUGCUAGAAACAGGACAUUCCACACAGGGGGUCGCUCAGGCCAUCUGACUAGCAAACAGUUUACGACAUGGUGAGUGUCUGCAUGAAAAUUAGACUCUCUCUCUCUUUUUUUUUUUUUUUUACCUUUUGAAUUGUCUGUUUUUGAAGGGAUUGGGGAUGCAGCUAGUACUGACAGUCACACCAGAUUACCAGCUGGUCUGAGCACAGAGGAGGUGUGAUACCAUUUAGAAGAGUGUUGCUCUUUCAAAGGUCACCUGUGUUUCUAAUGUGUAUUUCUGCGAUGCCAAGCUUUGCUUUCACUCGAUGCUUCAGCAUCCUGAGGCCAUUUAAGGGCUUUUUGUGUCCGGUACACAAAAGGUCACAAGUGAAAGCACUCUACACUGACUGUGCUAAAUAUAAGGACUACCUACUCUUUCUUUGAAAUCAGACAGUUUCACUCAUUAAAUCAAUCUUCCAGUUAAAGAACGUCACAAUGUGAUAAGAGGAGCUCAGUCUGUAUAUUUAGCACACACUUAAAUACAUGCAGAAGACACAGUACAUAUUCACUAUGUAUACACAGGGCCACCUGGAGGCUGGGCUGGACUUAUUUAUACAGCAUAUACAGACAGAGGUUUGUGUAUAACUAUACUAUACUGAGAGUGAUUGACACACAGCUAGCAGAGCCUUAUUUUUAAUGAGUCCUGUUUUAUGACAGGUUUGAAGGCUCUAGAGGGGAGAUGAGGUGUCAGUCAUUCAGGAGACCAUUACCAGCAGUUACUGUACAUUCAUGUGGUUGCAGCCAUUUUGAUCUGCCCUUUUGACUUAUUUGUUUUUGGUUCUUUUUGCUCAUUUUUUUUCUGUACUCUUUAUAUGCAUUUAUAGAGAAAUCCUGGAAGAUAGCAGGGCCCAUGUGGCCUGAUGGGUAAUUGAAUCCACAGAGCUGGCCUCUAAUAUAGUCCAUCUGAGACAGUUGGCCUUGACAGCUUAUUAAAACUGUGUCUUGAUAACAGAACUGUAGAUAUACAGGGAGUGUGUCUGUCCUACCAGGCUCAUAAAGAGUUGAGUUUGACACUUCUGUGCUAACACUUAACAGCCAAUAUUAAUCCCAUUGACAUGGAUAGUGUGAGCGUGUGUUAUUUUAGUACCAAAGCAGCAGACUAUGUCAGAUCUGCAUCAGUCUAAACACAGGCUCAGAGCCAUAGACACACACAUCAGACAUGACCAGUUUCAUUUCCACUUUAAUCAUUGCUCAGACUUUGAUGCCAACGUGAGUUUGUGAUCUUGACUCUCAGGAUAUUUGCAAUGAUUUGGAAAGUGAAGUUAAAAAUAGCUGUAGAAAAGAGGUAGUAAGAUGGUUCUGGGCCUAAAACCUUCCCUAAAAGAGAUUUGAGGGAAGGCUUAAAUGUUUGAAAGGAUUACCAUUAAGAGACAGGGUUUCCUCAUCACAAUGUGAGAUUUCAGACUCUUCCUGUCUGUUUUAUUUUUUUACCUAAAUGCUAAGACCAUAGACUACUACCAGUACAUGCAAGACUCUGAAUGAGCUCAACAGGGCUGGACUCAGACAGGAAUGUGAAGAAUCUGUGAACAUCCUGAUAUAUGUUUCUGUUACUUGGAGAAAAACACUGGAGGUGCAUUGCACUGGUAUAAAAUCAGUCCUGUGUAACAGAUAUAGAUAGAUGUGUAUGAGGCCAUUUACAAUCUCAGUGAAAGGGAGGUUUACACAGAGCAAGGCCGCAGCUGGCCGCACUGACAACUUUAGAGGAAGUUUGGAUUCUCUGGUUUUCAGUUUUAUCCAUAGCUGACCGCUGCCAGCUUAUGAUGAUGAUCCCAGCAUGACUGGAACAUUAAGGGCAUCGUCAUAUACUCUGUAGUUCUAGACAAGAAACAACAAAAUGACACUGAUAGUAUUACCUGGCCAAACUCUGUCAGUAGCUCUGGUGCAUACCAUGGAGACGGGUGUAGCACCGGGCUAUAUCAAGGAACUGAUAGACAUUCAUGCUCAGUGUCAGCCAACUAUCUUCAUUUAGAUCUCAGCUACUGUGGUUCUAAUGUUUCUGGCUGGUAAACAAAGUCUUUCUUGUCAAGUCUGGAGAGCCAAACCUCCUAAUUAGCCAGGCAGGCAGGCCUGCUGCCCAGUCCAGCCUCACAACUAUGCAAGAGGAAUGCAUAUAAUCCACACUCUUCUAUUUUUUUUUUCCAGUUUUUAUAUUUAGUUUUUCUUUUUCUCACUGUCACGCAGUAGAUAUGAAGACGUAAGCUAAUAAGAACUUGCAAUGACAAUACUUGGCCUUAUGAUGAUUUAUGAAAUCUUUAUCAUUUUAAGAUCUUUUGAUUCUGGUCAGCCAGCCCAGCGACAGCAGCGGUGACGGCGGGCUCACUCUUGGUCUCUGUGAGACUGGCUAGACGGCCCCAGUUUUAUCGUGGUACGAAUGUUGUGCAUUUGUUUAAAAUCAGGACAGUUUGCAAUAACAGCAGUCUUACUAGUGGCCACAAAGGGGCACAAGCAGUGCUGACAGCGCCUGGCUGCGUCUUUAGAAAACCAUAGAGGAAGAAAUAUAAACUAUAUAAAUAGAUAUAUAAACUCACAUAGUGCAUAUUUGUAUAGGUAUCAACAAUGCAUUAGCGUGGUAUACUCUUAUGCAACACAUGUCCGGGUUCAAUUUCUGAACAUGAAGUAUAUUAUGAAAUCACACAGACUUUGUAAAUCAGAAGCUAUGUUGUUGUGUGUUUUUUGCAAAAAUGGUUUUACCAUCCUCAAUGUUGAAUAUUCAGAGCGUUAUGUUCCUGUGUGAUUGUGGUUGUUAAAGUGAGCACAUAGCAGUGGGUUUUACCUCCUUCCUGUAAGCAGGGAACCAGACGUAACCCAAAAUCCAGCUGGACCAGAUUUCAUAUACCAUGGAGCAUAUUUCAGAUGCAUUUUAUUAUCUUUCCAAAAUGUACAAAUCUGAUCUUUACAUGGCUUUUAAAAUAUCUGAGUCUUGUCUCUAAUUUAUGUCUGCAUGUUUCAAACACAACAAGGUGUGGUUCCAGAUAAUCUGUGACUCAACAGCAAGGAUUAUGACUUGUUAAAACCAAGCAAAGGUUGAGUUCCACUACAAGGAGUCCCCACUAGUGUCCAUGUGAAAAAGCAUUUUAGUUGUGAACCUAGCUGAACUUUGGCAAAUUUAAGACUGAAAUCAAUCAUGUAAAACUCUUGAUUUGAAAUCGUCCCAGCUGUUUAUUGGAUUAGUCUGCAGGGAAACAGUCCUCUCCGCUGAGAGGACAGAUUUUAUCAAUGAGAACAGUGUUGAUCCAUGGUUCUGUUGUGGAGAAAAGAGAGGACAGAUUACAAACCGCCAUGUAAAACCUCUUAACUGACAGGUGGCGUACACUUGAGGGGUCAACCUGCCGAACGUUGAUUUGAAUCAAUGUUGAAUGAAUGCUUCUCUUCUUUUAGUCAAUGAAUAAAAGCAUUAAAAAGA
Messenger RNA from Lates calcarifer (barramundi perch), 11304 nucleotides. RefSeq names its product F-box only protein 33. The record is from RefSeq and is a predicted model, not a curated record. Gene Ontology annotation, cellular component: SCF ubiquitin ligase complex. Gene Ontology annotation, molecular function: protein binding. Gene Ontology annotation, biological process: positive regulation of protein ubiquitination; SCF-dependent proteasomal ubiquitin-dependent protein catabolic process. Lineage: Eukaryota; Metazoa; Chordata; Actinopteri; Centropomidae.